Messenger RNA from Gaeumannomyces tritici R3-111a-1, 288 nucleotides. RefSeq lists its product as hypothetical. NCBI's taxonomy places the organism in Eukaryota, Fungi, Ascomycota, Sordariomycetes, Magnaporthales, Magnaporthaceae. The record is from RefSeq and is a predicted model, not a curated record. The transcript has a single exon. The coding region runs from base 1 to 288 and encodes 95 amino acids.
AUGGGACAGGGAUACAUGGCUUUGCCUGUCUGGGGGAGCGAGGCCGGGGGAAGGGGCGUGCGUGGCUCGCACUUGCACACACACACGCCCCCUGGCUCCACCCCCACCAUGGGUAUGGGUAAGGCCUGGAUCGUGGCCUGGCAGAAUGAUUAUCGAAGGACAAGGGCUGUCCUACACGGCGGUAGGCGCGAACUGCGCGGCCGUGAGAAGGGACCGGAUCUUCAUUUCAUCCGCCGGCCUUCACUCGAGGCCGAGGCUUCGCAAACGGCGGCCCCUCCCCAAUUUUGA